UUAUGUCUAUCAUAUAGACUUUUAAAUGUUUACUAACGCAAAAAAAAAGCGAAUUUGCCUAUGCAAUUGAACCAGAAGCAGCUGUAUACCAAAUACACGAUCGCAGAGAGCCACCAGCCAUGAACUUUGCCGAUACGUACCACGAACGCAGGAGGGGACGAGUUUUUGUCGACGACCCGCUGUCUAGUCUCGAACAAGAGAUACUGCUGUUCAGACACAACAACAUCCAGAAAUUCCAACAAGUUUUAGGUUGUGUCGAAGAAGAACCGGAAUACAGGCUGGACGACAUUGAAUGCGCCUUACGUUACAACUCACUCGACUCCGGGAUCCCGCCUGAAUACGACGAAGACGAAGUAGCGAAUUCGAUUAACACGACUUUGAAUAGAUUGAUAUCGUUAUCGUUAGAACAACAAUGUUUUCAACGGCCGGAUGAGGAGGGUACGAUGAGCAGUUUUACCGCGGUUCCCGCCAAAACGAUCAACACUUGCUGCAGUCCACAACCACUGACAGAAACGUACAACCUGGUCGAAGAAGUUUACGUUAACCGAGACCAAUGUCACACGGAACUCCAAGUGCUGGACGAGUCGCCCGAAGACGGUAUCGUCGUGUCCAUCGAUAUAGGUACCACGUACACGGGCUACGCCUAUUCGUUCAGACGGUCUGGCAGGAUAAGCGUCAUGAAGAAACCCGACUACGAAAGUGAUACAAUAUUGGAUGGUCAAAAAAUACCGACGGCUUUGCUGCUGUCGCCAGAUUUUAAUUUCCAUUCAUUCGGAACGGCCGCUCGUGAUUACUUCCAUGAAAUGCACCCAGAAGAAGCUCAAAAGUGGUACUACUUCGAUAAGUUCAAAAUGUUUUUGUAUAACAAAGACGAAAUAACUAAAGACACUCAUAUAAUGGCUGCUAAUAGCGUGUCCCUUCCGGCCACUCGCAUAUUGACCGAAGCUCUACGACACCUGAGAUAUUUAAUUCUAGAAGAACUCACCGAACGAUGUUCUGAAGCUUUGAGUCCAGAUUCAAUUUCUUGGAUUCUAACCGUACCGGCUAUAUGGAAUAAGAGCACUAGACAUUUGAUAAAGGAAAUCGCAAUCGAGGCCGGGAUGGGUAGUUUGGAAAAUUCGGAAUCGGUGACUAUAAUUCUUGAGCCCGAAGCAGCAGCUAUACACUGCCGCAAUGCUCGUCUUAAACACGCCAAAGUACUUUCAAAAAUUAAAUAUCAAGAUACAAUAUAUGAAACUGAUUAUUGCGUUUUAAAUGAAGUAGGCGAAGGAUACAAUUACUUAGUUGUAAACUGUGGUGGUGGUACAGUCGACGUAACAAUUCAUCAAGUAUGUCGUACUAUAAACAGAUUGCCAAUCAGUAAACUUCAUAAACCCUCUGCUGGAGUUUGUGGAUCUCUAAGUGUUGAUAUAGAAUUUGUUAAGCUUUUGUGUGCAUUAUUUGGUUUUGGAUUUAUGUCCGAUUUCAAACUUCAAAGACCAGCUGCAUAUAUGGAACUACUUCAAAGGUUCGAAGAAGCCAAAAAAUCAGUUUCCAGUAAAGUGAGAGCUCCUAUAAUUAUAAGACCUCCGUACGCGUUCAUCGAACAUUACUUGAAGUAUUCAAACAAAGACGUUUCUGAUGCCGUUAGAGAUUAUGGAUCUGAUGCAAUUGUUUGGAAUGAGCUGGACGGCGUUUUUAUUUUACAUUACUUAGCAGUCGAGCCACUUUUUUUACCAAGUUUCGCUUGUAUUUCUGAACAAAUCCAUAGUAUACUAAACAACGAUCAAAAAGUAACCCAUAUGUUUUUGGUUGGAGGUUACUCUCAGUCAUUGUGGCUUCAAGAAAAGAUUGCCGAACGUUUUAGCGAUAGGUUGAAAAUAAUCUUGCCCGACUUCGGAUAUGUUAGCGUUCUUCGCGGGGCUGUCAUAUAUGAUCUAAACAGAUCUGAUAUGCCGUCAUUUAAAGCGAAACAUAGUUACGCUGUGGGAAUAAUUAAACCGUUCAUAGACAAUACUCAUCCGAUCGAAAAGCUCGUCAUAAAGGACGGCAAGCGUUGGUGUACGGACUUGCUAGAUUAUUUAAUAGAAGAAAACGAUUGUAUUAGGGAUAAUGAGACAGUCAUAAAAAAGUAUACUCCUGCGAACUCAUCGCAAGAUUCAAUCAUAAUUAAUAUAUACCUGGUACACAAUCAGUCAGCCAAGUUCGUAACGGAUAACGGAGUAUCAAAGUGUGGUUCAUUAAAAUUAACAAGAAAUGAAGACGUCCAUUUAUCUAAAGAACUAUUGGUACAAAUGGGAUUUUGUGGUCAAGGAGAAGUGGUUGCGACCGCAUUAGAUUUAACAAAUGGCACUCGAGUAGAUGCUCAGAUUACAGAAACGGAUUGUUAAAAAUAUAAUGCUUUAAUGCUUUGGACAUGAUUUUGCUAUAAAAUAUAAUAAGUCUUCAAAAAUAUAUUAUUAAUCACGGAAAAAGCUCAACGAGGUUCGUAACUGUAUCUUUAACGGACGUGAGUAAAGUACAUUACUGUUAUUUAAAUUAAACGUAUAUUUCAUACAUACCCGGAUCAGAUUAUAUACCUUGUUAAUUUUUUAGUUUUAUUGUAUAAGCUUAUAAAUGUAUCAGAUACAGCCUAAAUUUAAAAAAAUUAUAGACUAAAGACGUAUGUACUGCUAAGUAAUCGUUUUAAAAAUUAAUUUUAUAGUGAGUUUAUAAUUAUAUGAUUACCUUUAAUUAAUCAAU
Sipha flava (yellow sugarcane aphid) is the source of this 2721-nucleotide messenger RNA. Its product is annotated as heat shock 70 kDa protein 12A-like. The record is from RefSeq and is a predicted model, not a curated record. Lineage: Eukaryota; Metazoa; Arthropoda; Insecta; Hemiptera; Aphididae.